Striga hermonthica is the source of this 4152-nucleotide messenger RNA. NCBI's taxonomy places the organism in Eukaryota, Viridiplantae, Streptophyta, Magnoliopsida, Lamiales, Orobanchaceae. The record is from the annotation of a GenBank genome assembly.
AUGGCGUCUCUGGUUUCACCCACAUUCACACCGCCCAACUCCUCCAAACUCUCAUCAAUUUCACAAAAAAACAACCUUUUACACUCGUUCCUCCCCAAAAAGCCCACCACCCCAAACCACCCACCACCACCGUCCACCCACAAAUUCAAAUGCGCAGCAAUCGGCAACGGCCUCUUCACCCAGACAACCCCCGAGGUCCGCCGUGUCGUGCCGGACAAACUCCGAGGCCUCCCCACCGUGAAAAUCGUCUACGUCGUAUUGGAAGCCCAGUACCAGUCGUCCCUGACCGCCGCCGUUCAAACCCUCAACCAAGACUCCGACUUUGCCUCGUUCGAGGUCGUGGGCUACUUGGUAGAAGAGCUUAGAGAUGAAAACACAUACAAAACCUUCUGCAAAGACAUCGAAAACGCGAAUAUUUUUAUUGGGUCGUUGAUUUUUGUCGAGGAGUUGGCUCUGAAGGUUAAGUCCGCCGUCGAAAAAGAAAGGGACAGGCUUGAUGCGGUCUUGGUGUUCCCCUCAAUGCCUGAGGUCAUGAGACUCAACAAGCUGGGCUCGUUCAGCAUGUCUCAGCUGGGCCAGUCGAAAAGCCCAUUUUUCCAGCUGUUCAAGAAGAAGAACAAAUCCUCCGCGGGCUUUGCCGAUAGCAUGCUGAAGCUCGUUAGAACAUUACCGAAGGUUCUCAAGUACUUGCCGAGCGACAAGGCUCAGGACGCGAGAAUGUAUAUCCUCAGCCUCCAGUUUUGGCUCGGGGGCUCGCCUGAUAACCUCUCGAAUUUCGUUAAAAUGAUUUCGGGCUCGUACGUGCCUGCUCUGAAGUGGACUAAAGUCGAGUACUCAGACCCGGUUCUGUACUUGGAUAGUGGGAUAUGGCACCCGCUUGCUCCUUGCAUGUACGAUGAUGUGAAGGAGUAUUUAAAUUGGUACUCGUCACGUAGGGAUACGAAUGCGCAGCUCAAGAGCCCGAAUGCACCGAUUAUCGGGCUUGUUCUGCAGAGGAGUCAUAUAGUUACAGGGGAUGAGAGCCACUACGUGGCCGUGAUAAUGGAGCUCGAGGCAAAAGGUGCGAAGGUGAUACCGAUCUUCGCAGGCGGGCUGGACUUCUCGGGCCCAGUCGAGAGGUACUUCGUGGACCCGAUCACUAAGAAGCCCAUGGUGAAUUCUGUGGUGUCAUUGACGGGCUUUGCUCUUGUUGGGGGCCCGGCCAGGCAGGACCAUCCGAGGGCGGUUGAGGCCUUGAUGAAGCUGGACGUGCCAUAUAUUGUGGCCUUGCCGUUGGUUUUCCAGACGACUGAGGAGUGGCUUAACAGCACUUUGGGGCUUCAUCCGAUUCAGGUGGCUUUGCAAGUUGCUUUGCCCGAGCUGGAUGGUGGUAUGGAGCCCAUUGUUUUCGCGGGCCGAGAUCCAAGAACUGGAAAAUCUCAUGCUCUUCACAAAAGGGUGGAGCAGCUUUGCACCAGAGCUAUCAAAUGGGCUGAGCUGAGGAGGAAGUCGAAGACCGAAAAGAAGCUAGCAAUCACUGUAUUCAGCUUCCCUCCUGACAAGGGCAAUGUGGGAACCGCUGCGUAUCUCAACGUCUUUGCCUCCAUCUUUUCCGUCCUCUCUGACCUCAAAUCCGACGGCUACAAUGUCGAAGGCCUUCCCGACACUGCCGAGGCCCUGAUCGAGGAUGUCAUCCACGACAAGGAGGCCCAAUUCAACAGCCCAAAUCUCAACAUUGCCUACAAAAUGCCCGUUCGUGAGUACCAGAACCUGACCUCAUAUGCCCCUGCCCUCGAGGAAAACUGGGGCAAACCCCCGGGCAACCUUAAUUCAGACGGCGAAAACCUUUUGGUCUACGGAAAACAAUACGGUAACGUCUUCAUAGGCGUCCAGCCGACUUUCGGUUACGAAGGCGAUCCCAUGCGUCUCCUUUUCUCCAAAUCAGCCAGUCCUCACCAUGGCUUCGCGGCUUACUACUCGUUCGUCGAGAAAAUCUUCCGGGCCGAUGCUGUUCUUCAUUUUGGGACUCACGGCUCGCUCGAGUUCAUGCCGGGAAAGCAGGUUGGUAUGAGCGAUGCGUGUUUUCCCGAUAGCCUCAUUGGGAACAUACCGAACGUGUACUAUUACGCCGCAAACAACCCGUCCGAGGCCACAGUCGCCAAGCGGCGAAGCUACGCGAACACGAUCAGCUAUUUAACUCCUCCAGCAGAGAACGCUGGACUGUACAAGGGGCUCAAGCAGCUGAGUGAGCUCAUCUCGUCUUACCAGUCGCUCAAGGAUACGGGCCGGGCCCCGCAGAUUGUGAGCUCGAUCGUCGGCACGGCCCGCCAGUGCAACCUCGACAAGGAUGUCGAUCUGCCGGAAGAGGGCACGGAGAUCCCGGCCAAGGAGCGGGACAAUGUGGUCGGUAAGGUUUACGCGAAAAUCAUGGAGAUUGAAUCGAGACUGCUCCCGUGCGGGCUCCAUGUGAUUGGCGAGCCACCAACUGCACUCGAGGCGGUUGCGACUCUGGUCAACAUCGCUGCCCUUGACCGCCCGGAGGACGGUAUCUCAUCCCUGCCGUCGAUUUUGGCCCAGACGGUCGGUCGGGAAAUCGAGGAUGUCUACAGGGGUAAUGAUAAAGGGUUCUUGCGGGAUGUCGAGCUUCUCCGCCAGAUAACCGAGGCCUCGCGCGGAGCAAUCAUGGCCUUUGUCGAGCAAAGUACAAAUAGCAAAGGCCAGGUCGUGGAUGUUAAGGAUAAGUUGACUUCGAUCCUCGGUUUCGGAAUAAACGAGCCGUGGAUCAAGUAUCUAUCGGACACGAAGUUUUACCGGGCGGAUAGAGAGAAAUUACGUGUCUUGUUUCAGUUCUUGGGCGAGUGCUUGAAGCUGGUCGUGGCUGAUAACGAGCUGGGGAGCUUGAAGCAGGCGUUGGAAGGGAAAUACGUGGAGCCGGGGCCCGGCGGGGACCCUAUCAGGAACCCGAAGGUAUUGCCGACCGGGAAAAACAUUCACGCGCUGGACCCUCAGGCUAUUCCGACCACAGCAGCUAUGCAGAGCGCGAAGGUGGUGGUAGACAGGUUGAUCGAGCGGCAGAAGGUUGAUAAUGGCGGGAAAUAUCCGGAGACUGUGGCCCUCGUGCUGUGGGGGACGGAUAAUAUCAAGACGUAUGGGGAGUCGUUAGCUCAGGUGCUGUGGAUGAUUGGAGUGAGGCCUGUUGCAGACACGUUCGGGAGGGUGAACAAGGUGGAGCCCGUGAGUCUUGAAGAGCUCGGGAGGCCGAGGAUUGAUGUGGUUGUUAAUUGUUCUGGUGUGUUCAGGGACUUGUUCAUUAAUCAGAUGAACCUUCUUGAUCGGGCGGUGAAGAUGGUGGCCGAGCUGGACGAACCGGAAGACCAGAAUUACGUGCGUAAGCAUGCCAUGGAGCAGGCGAAGGCCCUAGGAGUCGAGGUCCGAGAGGCCGCCUCACGCAUCUUCUCGAACGCAUCAGGCUCUUACUCGUCUAACAUCAAUCUCGCAGUUGAGAACUCGUCGUGGAACGACGAGAAGCAGCUUCAGGACAUGUACCUUAGCCGAAAGUCAUUCGCGUUUGACUGUGAUGCUCCCGGGGCCGGAAUGGCCGAGAAGAGAAAGAUUUUCGAGAUGGCCCUCAGCACUGCCGAUGCCACUUUCCAGAAUCUCGACUCGUCUGAGAUUUCACUCACUGACGUUAGCCACUACUUUGAUUCUGACCCCACGAACCUCGUCCAGAAUCUGAGGAAAGACGGGAAAAAGCCUAGCGCAUACAUUGCUGACACCACCACUGCUAAUGCACAGGUCCGCACGCUGUCCGAGACAGUACGUUUAGAUGCACGAACCAAGUUGCUGAACCCGAAGUGGUACGAAGGCAUGCUGUCGAGCGGGUAUGAAGGCGUGCGGGAGAUCGAGAAGCGGCUCACGAAUACGGUUGGGUGGAGUGCGACCUCAGGACAGGUGGACAACUGGGUUUACGAAGAGGCCAACACGACUUUUAUCGAGGAUGAGCAAAUGCUAAAACGGCUCAUGAGCACUAAUCCGAAUUCCUUCCGGAAGCUGGUCCAGACGUUCUUGGAGGCCAACGGGCGAGGGUACUGGGAGACCUCGGCUGAGAAUAUCGAGAGGUUGAGGCAGCUGUACUCAGAGGUCGAGGACAAGAUUGAAGGGAUCGACCGUUAG